CGCGAAGCACUUCGAAAGUUCAUCCGGUCUCCACCUCCCCCCGCUCCCUCCGUCAUUAGGCCCUGUGCCAGCAACCGUCGCGGAAGCGUCACUUUUCCUCUCUUCUUCUCUUUUGCUUCCUCUUGUGCCGUUUUGUUUGUGGAAUUGGUACAUGCUUGGAGGUGGCGCUUGGCGUUUGAAUAUCAGAGGCCUUACAACCUAUUCGGAUUUGUAAUUAUUUUAUUGAUAAGAACCAAAAUCAGAUUCUUUACAAUACCAAGACAUGGGGGACAACAAGCGAAAGAGAGGACGCAAGCCCAAAAAUCCUGCUACAGAAAUCCUAGACUUGCCUACCACUGGCACUGCCCCUAACAACAACAGCAACAACCCUUCCACUAAGGAUGAUGUCUUCUCUGUUGGCAAUGUUGAUCGAAUUGACAACACUACCUCUCCACGCUACCGUCGCCGACCAAAGAAAUCAGCCAAUCACUUUGACAAGCUUGAUAAGGCACCUGUAAUUUCUACUGCUAGACGGGUUUCCCGUUCUGUUGACAUUGAUGGAGAUUUUACUGUUCCUGGUGAUACAGGGGGCUCUAUGGCAGUAGCAAUGGCCAUGGAAGCAGAUCCUGCAUGGGAGAGUGUUUCGGCAAGAGUGGUGCCAGCAAUGGACUCCGUUGUUAAGGUGUUCUGUGUGCACACAGAACCUAAUUUUUCAUUGCCGUGGCAGAGGAAAAGGCAGUACAGCUCUAGCAGUAGUGGGUUUGUGAUAAGUGGGAGGAGGGUGCUCACCAAUGCCCAUUCAGUGGAGCACUACACCCAAGUCAAGCUCAAGAAACGUGGCUCCGAUACCAAAUACUUGGCCAGAGUGCUUGCCAUUGGGACUGAAUGUGACAUUGCCAUGCUUACUGUUGAAGAUGAUGAAUUCUGGCAAGGAAUGUCACCUGUAGAGUUCGGUUGUUUGCCCACACUGCAAGAUGCGGUUAUUGUUGUUGGUUACCCUAUUGGCGGAGACACCAUUUCAGUGACUAGUGGUGUUGUAUCUCGCAUUGAGAUUCUAUCAUACGUCCAUGGUUCUGCUGAACUUCUAGGAUUACAGAUAGAUGCUGCUAUAAACUCGGGUAAUUCUGGUGGGCCUGCGUUUAAUAAUAAAGGAAGUUGUGUGGGAAUUGCAUUUCAGUCCCUCAAACAUGAAGAUGCAGAAAAUAUAGGUUAUGUCAUUCCAACACCAGUUAUCAUGCAUUUCAUCCGUGAUUACGAGAAGAAUGGUGCAUAUACAGGAUUCCCUGUCCUUGGGGUUGAGUGGCAGAAAAUGGAAAAUCCUGAUCUGCGAAUGGCAAUGGGCAUGAGAUCUGAUCAGAAGGGGGUACGUAUCAGAAGAAUUGAUCCAACUGCUCCAGAAUUUAAUGUUUUGAAACCGUCAGAUGUUAUUCUUAGCUUUGAUGGGGUUGAUAUUGCCAAUGAUGGGACAGUUCCAUUUCGCCAUGGAGAGCGCAUUGGUUUCAGUUAUCUUAUAUCUCAGAAAUACACUGGGGAUAAAGCAGUAAUCAAAGUAUUGCGAGAUUCAGAGAUAUCGAAAUUUAACAUUAAACUUGGUAGUCACAAAAGGCUCAUUCCGGCACAUAGCAAGGGCAAGCCUCCCUCAUAUUAUAUCAUUGCCGGAUUUGUUUUUACAACUGUCUCAGUUCCAUAUCUUCGUUCUGAGUAUGGAAAGGAUUAUGAAUACGAGGCUCCAGUCAAGCUUUUGGAUAAACUGCUGCAUUCAAUGCCACAGUCACCAAAUGAGCAACUUGUUGUGGUCUCUCAGGUGCUGGUAGCUGAUAUAAACAUUGGGUAUGAAGAUAUUGUUAAUACUCAGGUCCUCGCUUUUAAUGGAAAACCUGUUAAAAACCUGAAGAGCUUGGCCACCAUGGUUGAGAACUGCAAUGAUGAAUAUCUAAAAUUCGAUCUAGAGUAUGAUCAGAUAGUGGUCCUUCGCUCAGCUACUGCUAAAGCAGCUACUCUUGAUAUUCUAACUACGCACUGCAUUCCAUCAGCCAUGUCGGAUGAUCUCAAGGGAUGAAUUGGAAUGUGAUUUUGUGGAUUGUGCCUUUCUUUAACCCUUUACAUCAUCUUUUGAAAGGUUCAGAUAUGUAGGCUUGUAGGGUAGACUUUGCUAACCUGUUGUUUAUAGGGAGAUGGCGUUUCAUUUCAUUCAAGUGUUAAUACGUCUCUAGCGACUGAUAGAACUCCUAUUUUUGACGUGGGUUUGGAAGACGCCAAAUCAGGUUGCAUAAUUUAUCGGUUUGACUGUAUUCUUUUACAUUUUUCUGUUACGAAAUUUUGUGUCAGAUGAGCAAUACGAAAUUUUGUAUUGGAUCUUUUUA
Molecule: messenger RNA, 2342 nt
Organism: Prosopis cineraria
Lineage: Eukaryota; Viridiplantae; Streptophyta; Magnoliopsida; Fabales; Fabaceae
Product: protease Do-like 9
Exons: 11
Coding region: 263-2038 (591 amino acids)
Biological process (GO): proteolysis
Molecular function (GO): serine-type endopeptidase activity; protein binding
Source: RefSeq, a predicted model, not a curated record